GUUUUCGCUCCCGGUGUCACGCUCCGCGACGUGCGACGUGUUGAGGGAAUAUACAUAGAGAGCGCGGGGUCGGGGCUUCCUCGGUUCACCCCCCCAUCCUUCCCUUCACAGUCCCUCGUUCGCCAGCACGUAGCCUUCGCCAGCGGGAGUAGCGUCGUUCAGUCACAUCGGAUGUAUCGCGAUGUUGCGGGAGCCGUGGUGAGGAGAGAUUUGUCGAUGUCCGUUCGGAGAGACGAGACGGCGGAGAACUACUACGUGGUGGGGAUGGUGCUGGUGACUUAUGACUGGUUGUUGAACUUUUCAACCGAGGUCGAUGUUGUAUGGCGGAGACGGUUUUCCCUCGCCUCUGUGCUUUACCUCUUAUUGCGAUAUAUGUCCCUGGCGUUGAUGCCGAUACACGCCGUUUGGGGCUACAACUUGGCGGUGACGGAUGAGGUGAGUCUCAACGUGAACAUGGCCAACUGGCUUCUAACAACUUUGUGCAUUCCGUGCAUUCAAGGCAUCAUGCUGAUACGCGUCCGCGCUGUUUAUGGGCCGUCACGCUGGGUGCACAAGGUUUUGAUAGCCGCGUUCGUCAUCGAACAGUUGGUAGUCCAAAUCAUAGCGUUCAUGACGUACCACCCUGGACCCAAUACCUUCGGUAUCGAGUCUGACCUUCAUGGCUAUCACAACUGCAACACGCAGUUUGCGCUCCAGAACGAAUAUUUCGCACUGUGGUGCUUUGUGCAGCUUGCCUUCGAGGCGAUGAUGGCCUCCGUGUCGCUGUACACCCUGUACCAGCACAUGCGUGAGAUCCGUGCUUCGUAUCGCAGGUGGAACUGGAACGACUUAUUCGUCGUCAUGGUCCGCGAGCACACCUUUUGCUUCCUCUUAUACAUCAUCUGGGGUACCCUUAACGGCGUUUCGAAACUGCCCAUCCAUCAUCCUUACACAACGCCAUGGGAAGGAUACAUCGAGGCGGAGCUCUUCAACUCGUUUAACUUCGUGCUGUCGUACAUCCAACAGUACGUUCUCGUACCGCACCUCGUCCUCGACAUUCGCCAGCGGUGCGCGACGUCGGAUCUUACCACGCUCAACAUCGAGCUUCCCACUCUUCAGUUCUCCAGUGCGAAUCGAACAAGGUCAUCUGUUGCCUCGAAUGCCUGAAGCCACACGGGAUGCGCACAUGCACAAGUAUUCUCUGUUUCACUAUCAUCGUCCCCUGGAAAAUAGACAUGUUGGUUAUAUAGUGUACGGUAGUCGCAGCUGUAGAACAAAAUGGGUGAUAUACUUGGGACAGGUCAAUGCGUGGACGAUGACCACGUCCGCCCAUUCACG
Coniophora puteana RWD-64-598 SS2 is the source of this 1317-nucleotide messenger RNA. RefSeq lists its product as uncharacterized. The transcript has 14 exons. The record is from RefSeq and is a predicted model, not a curated record. Bases 172 to 1146 code for a protein of 324 amino acids. NCBI's taxonomy places the organism in Eukaryota, Fungi, Basidiomycota, Agaricomycetes, Boletales, Coniophoraceae.